AUGAGCAGCAGUGCUCUCGAUACUACAAACAACAACAAUGAUGGCGCAACCGCCGCCGCCUACUCGUACAUGCCAACCACCACCCAACAACGUGUGAUAUCGUCGAUCCAGAUACCUGUUUCCAUGUUGUCAUUGAUUGGCUCGUCACUGAUUGUGUACAACAUCAUUCGAAAGAACAGCAGCAACAGCAGCAAAAACUCGCCACAUGGAAGAAUCAUGCUUGCGUUGAGUGUAUCCAGCAUAAUUUCGACACUAGGAUGGAUGCUCCAACCAUUCUUAGUGCCAAGAACAGAUGUGCCAGACCCAUGGGUCUAUGCAGUCGGGAACGAUGCCUCGUGUGUCAUGUUGGGUGCAAUCUCGCAAUUUAGCGUCAUUUCACAACCCUUGUAUUUGGCAUUCUUGUCGCUGUACUUUCUCUUGACUGUCAAGUUUGGAGUCAAGCAGCGGGACUUUGAAGCUAAAUACGAACGGUGGAUACAUGCAUCCAUCGUCCUAAUAGCCGUGUCCACAGCCAUGGGAGGUAUUGCUCUUGGAUUAUUUCGCCCCAAUGUAAUAUCCCCUGGUUGUUGGGUGAACCACGACCCUCAAGACGAGGGAUGCAACGGACGCUGGUGUCGAGAAAAGACAUUUGCGCUUGUGUUUGGUGCCAUCCCAUCCUUGGCGAGUCUUUUGGUCAUUUUUGGCAGCAACUUGAUGGUGUACGUUCAUGUACGAACAACUGUGAUUGAAGGACAGAAGAAGUCCAUGACCAGCGAAAUGAAGUUGACAGACUUUCAAGCGUCGUUGAUGUCGUCGUCACCAGCACCUCUACCACCAGAAUCCACUUCACGGACUUUCAGCGAUACACAGCAGCAGCAAGUGGACGAAUGCAAUGUCGGGACGCGGGAAGAAGCAGUCGAUGCGCGCAAGAAGUAUACUCAUUCCAAUGCCUCAUUUAGUGAUAUCAGUGUCUUGAGCGGCGGUGAUGGCAAAAGGAGUGUCUUGAGGUCUUCCAACAAGCAGUGGAAGAGAGUUCGAAAGGUGGGACGCCAAGCCUUUCUUUAUGUUGGUGCCUACCUUCUUGCGUUUUCAUGGAGCUUUGCAUUGCACUGCUGUCUGAUCGUUCUAGAUUUUGAGCACCGACAAGGAUCUGAAGAUGUAACGUUUCCAUUGGUGGUUCUAGAAGCGAUCUUCGGCGGUUCGCUGGGCUUUAGUCUGGCCCUAAUAUUUUUCCUUCCAAAAAUCAGACAGGCUCGAAGGAAAUAUGACUGUGAGCCGUGGUGGUGGGUCCUCCAGCAAGUUAUCACUGGAGAAGCUGAAAAGGUCGAACGUUUUUCGAGUAUUUCAAUGGCGAGCACCAUACAAGGCAGGCGAUUGAGUACUAGCAGUCGACAGCGGGGCGACAUGCCAAACAAGACCAAGAACUCCCUUACCAGGGGGCAAGCAUCUAAAGUGCCCCCACAACAACAAGUACCAGUUUCCAUCAGCAUGAGCCCUAUUCUGAAUAGGUCAGAGAGCCUCUCUAUUGACGAUAUGAUUGAAGCAGAUAUGGAUACAGCCGACACUGAGGAGUUGGAACAUCAGGAACAUAUCACUGAAACCCACAAGAACCAGAACCACGAAUCAUCUAGUACUAGUUCUUCUAAAUCUGAUGAAGAGCUUGGAGAAUAG
Molecule: messenger RNA, 1650 nt
Organism: Cylindrotheca closterium
Lineage: Eukaryota; Bacillariophyta; Bacillariophyceae; Bacillariales; Bacillariaceae
Source: the annotation of a GenBank genome assembly